UGACAGCUGUGUGCUUCUGCUCCAUGCAGGUGCUGCCGAGAGCUUUGCGAUGGCUACCAAAAUAGUAACGGAGCGCUGGCAGGAGGAGCAGAUGGAGCAGAUGUCUCACGGCAUGCAGAUGUCGUCCCAGAUCAAGAAGAGAAAGUUCAAAUCCAGUGAUGAAACGGCUUCUCUGAGCGAAUACUAUCCCAUCAUUCCCGGUAACGUCAUGUCUGUGAAGGAGAUCCUGACCGGACCCAAGUUCCCACGCCACCGGACAUGGGAGGUCCUGAGAGAGUCCAGUGAGGAGCUGCGCGAGAGGGACCAGUGGACGCUGUUUGGGAACGAGGCCGAGAAACUGGAGAUCGGUGUGAUCCGAAACCAGCGUGUCGUCCGUGAGCGCGUGGAUCGAUUCGCUCUGCGCCACGAGGCCGAGAGAAAAGCUUCACUGCACAUGAAGUUGAUUGAGGAUCUGAGCAUGAAGGCUCCUGAUUUCCCCGUCCCGCUGCGGCCGCACACGGUGUGGGCCGGGAUGGACGUCAAACUGUCCUGUUCGGUUCAGGGCUGCCCGGUUCCCAGCGUCACAUGGUAUAAGGAUGACGUUCCUCUCCGAGGAUCCCUGCCGUGGAACUACAAGCUGACGCAGAAGUUCGGCCUCAACGUUUUAGAGAUCAGGAGAUGUUCUGCUGAAGAUGCAGGAGAAUACAAGGUUAUAGUGAAAAGCUCCCUGGGAGAGGCGACGUCCAGCGCCAGACUGACAGUCAACUCACAUGAAGGAGCCGAGGCCAAAGUGAAGCGCUCGUGGACGCCCAUCGCAGUUCCAGAGCCGGAUGCUCAGCUGGCCUCCACCUUUCCUCCAAAGUUUGUGAAAGAAGGUGACAACUUGGUUCUGCAGUGCAGUUUCACCUCAGCUUUACUGCCUUUCCAACAAGAUGUGACCUGGUACAGAGACGGACGGGUGUUGCGUCAGUCCAGUCGUGUGGAGCUGCAGACGGGUCUGCGAUCGGCCAGUCUCACCCUGAAUCGAGUGCACAAGGAACAUGAAGGACAGUACAGCGUCCGUCUGCGCACCUGGGACGGGACCGUCGAGCACAGCGCCUACGUCUAUGUCAAAGAUGGACCCGCGGUUGUGCUCGGAGCUCCAGGCUCUCCUCUGCAGCUGCAGUGUUCUGAUGUGAACCGGGAUUACGUCUUCCUCUCCUGGAUUCCUCCCAGCGCAGACGGAGCCGCUGCUGUGCAGGGUUACUUCAUAGAGAGGUGUGACAUUGGUGUUGGGAAGUGGGAACGCUGCAAUGCUGUCAUCCACAGAGAGUGUCAGUAUCCCGUCAUAGGACUGAAGGAAAACACAAUGUAUCAGUUCCGCGUCUGUGCAGUCAACCAGGCAGGCGUGGGCCGCCCGUCUAAACCCACUGACCCCGUCCUGACCUCUGACCCCCUGGAGCCCAGCAGGACUACGGUGGUGAAGGUGGAGCGCGGCAGAGAGAUUGUGAUCACUAAGGACCAGCUGGAGGGUCAAAUCCGAGUGCCGUUCCCCCCCACCGAUGUGUGCGUUUGUGAGCUUAGCGACACCUACGCCGUGCUGAGCUGGACUGAACCAGAUCCGCGGGGCAGAGAGCCUCUCACCUACUCCGUGGAGCGGUCCCUAACAGGGAAGGAGAGCUGGCAUCUGGCCAGUAUGGACAUGACCGUUCCGUCUACGAGAUUUGCUGCGUUCGACCAGCAGAAGGGAAAGUCAUACACUUACCGUGUUCGUUCUGUCAACAAGUACGGCAUCAGCGAACCAUCUCUUCCCAGCAAACCCGUCUCACUGGGACAACCGCUAGGAGUUCCCGCUCCACCACACGGCAUCCUGCCCAUCCGAGACACCAACAGCUCAGUCCAGCUGCAGUGGAAGGAGCCCAAAAUAACAGAGGGCAUUGUGGGAUACUAUCUGUACUGCAGUGAGGUUGGAAGUGGACAGUGGAGGACCAUCAACAAUAAGCCCAUCACUAAAACCAGGUUUACAGUUGAUGGCCUGAUGACCAAUAAAGACUAUGUGUUCCGGGUGAAGUCUGUGGGACUGGCGGGAAACAGCAUCUACUCCGAAGAGUCUCCUGCCAUUCGAGUCAAAUCAGCGAUAUAUGCUCCGUCCCAUCCAUCAGCCAUCGCUCUCCUGCACUGCACCGGAUCAGAGAUGCUGAUUGGCUGGAGAGCCCCGGCCAAUCACGGAGGAGACCCUGUGCGUGGCUACUACCUGGACCAGAGGGAGAAAUCCCAGAGUUCCUGGACAGAGGUCAACGUCAAACCUGCUAAAGAGAGAGUGUACGAGGUGACUGGCCUUCAGGAAGGAAGUUUUUACCAGUUCAGAGUCUUCGCAGCCAAUAUUGUUGGACUGGGCGACGCUUCUGAGCCCAGUGAACUGUUUCUGUGUGAGCGCUGGACGAUGCCUGAGCCCGGUUGUCCGUAUGAUCUGGAGUUUAGAGAAGUGAGGCGGAACUCUCUGGUGCUGCUGUGGGCGGAGCCUCUGUACAAGGGCCAAUCAGAGAUCAGCGGCUAUAUAGUGGAGAUCAGUGAGGGGGCGGAGUCUGAGGAUUGGACCCCUGUGACGAGUGAGCCGGUGACGGAAACUCACUUAAAGGUUCCAGGUCUGCAGGCGGGUCAGACGUACCGUCUCCGUGUGUCUGCCGUUAACGCGGCUGGAGUCGGCAUGUCUUCGGUGGCGUCAGAGCCGGUGGAGGCACAGACUAAAGCAGGAACCAAAGAGAUUGCGAUCGGAGUCGAUAAUGACGGCUUCAUCUUUCUCAGCUUUGAAGCUCCUGACAGCACUGAUAAAGACGUCUUUAAGUGGAGUAAGAACUACGGGAAAGCGAUUGAUGCCGGACGAGCCCGACUGGAGAACAAAGACAACAGGUCAAUUCUUACCUUCACGGACGCCUCGGAGCAGGAUUUGGGUCUUUACACGGUGGAGCUGAGCGGAAACCCUGACGUCUCCUCUAGUUUCACCUUCACUGCGGAGGACCUGGAGAGGCUGACAGAACUCAGCUGGCAUGUCAGAAACCCACUGAUCGCUCUGAGGUCUGAAGGCUGGCAGGUGGAUGUCUCUGAGCAGGGAAGUGUGCGUCUGUGGCUGCAGACAGAAGCUCUCAGCAGCGCCGCGGUGCUUCGGCUCAUCCUCAACGACAGAGAGAUCUCCAGCACUCCGACCCAUAAGAUUAACUUUGACAAGGCACACGGUCUGGUGGAGAUCCUGUUUGAUCAGAUAUCAAGAGACGACGAGGGCUCGUACACCGCGCAGCUCAAAGACGGCCGGGCCAAGAACCAGUUCACGCUGGUGUUUGUGGAUAAGAAGUUUCAGGACACACUGGCCAAAUCUGAGGCCAACAGACGCAACUGGAAGAGAAAGUCGGGUCCUCAUUUCGAGGAGUUUUUGUCAUGGACAGUGACUUCAGAUUGUGAAAUGAUUAUGAAGUGCAAGGUCACUAACGUGAGCAAAGACACGUGUGUGAAGUGGUUUAAGGACGGAGUGGAGCUUCCUCAGGCGGUGUCCGAGCCCUCGGGCGUCAGCACCUUCACCGUCCCGCAGGUGACGAGGAAGGAGCUGGGUGUGUACAGAGCCGUAGUGAGCGACAGCAGAGGAGAGGACGAGAGCGUCCUGCAGCUGAUAGAUGAUGAGUUUGAGCGUCUCGUGCAGCAGCUCGGUAAACAGUGCGCGCUCUCUGCCGGUCCGGUGUGUGUCCAGUGCACUGCGCAGGGCUUCAAGCUCUACUGCUCCCUCAAAUACUACCUGAGCUACAUCAAGACCAGCUGGUACUUCAAAGACAAGAGAAUUGACCUGGAGGAGCGGACGAAGCCGGGCAGCAGCAUGCAGAAGGUUUGGAUUGAGAUAUUCAGCCCCACAGAAAACGAUAAAGGGAAGUACACCCUGGAGAUGUUCGACGGCCAGGAAACACACAAGCGCUUUCUGGAUCUGUCUGGACAAGCGUUCGCAGAUGCUUUGCUGGAACACCAGAGACUGAAGCAAGUUGAGUUUGCUGAGAAAAAUCGAGCCCGAGUCACGAAGGGUCUUCCUGAUGUGGUGGCAAUAAUGGAGAAUAAGUCUCUCUGUCUGACGUGUUUUGCUGACGGCGAUCCUGUGCCGGAAAUGUUCUGGCUGAAGAACGACAGAGAAGUCACCUCCACCGGCCAGUAUAACAUUAAAAACGAGAAUAAAUCCUCCACUCUCACUAUAAACCACGUGACCAUGGAGGACUCGGGGAACUACAGCAUCUUCGUGCGUAAUAAACACGGAUCGCAGACGGUCCUCGUGACCGUCAGUGUGUAUAAACGUGGUGAAAAGCCUCGAGCAGAUGCAGUGCAAAUGUAACUGUAAGCGCCACAGUGAUAGAGUAAAGUUAUAUUGUGCCACAUCAACGAUGGGUGAAUCUAUUUUUAUUAAAGUCAACAAUGGUUUGACCUCAUUUACAUGGUGUGUGUUCAUUUUGGAGCCUGUAUGAUAGUGUCCAACAUAAAACUGUCCUCACCCUCAGGGCAGCGGAGAUGAAGAUGAGUUUGUUUCUUCAUCAGAU
Molecule: messenger RNA, 4523 nt
Organism: Onychostoma macrolepis
Lineage: Eukaryota; Metazoa; Chordata; Actinopteri; Cypriniformes; Cyprinidae
Gene: myom3
Product: myomesin 3
Exons: 36
Coding region: 50-4321 (1423 amino acids)
Molecular function (GO): protein binding
Source: RefSeq, a predicted model, not a curated record